Molecule: messenger RNA, 3427 nt
Organism: Clupea harengus (Atlantic herring)
Lineage: Eukaryota; Metazoa; Chordata; Actinopteri; Clupeiformes; Clupeidae
Gene: dera
Product: deoxyribose-phosphate aldolase (putative)
Biological process (GO): carbohydrate catabolic process; deoxyribonucleotide catabolic process
Cellular component (GO): cytoplasm
Molecular function (GO): deoxyribose-phosphate aldolase activity
Source: RefSeq, a predicted model, not a curated record
AACAGGAAGAAGUGCUUCAUGGCUUUCUCGUGAGCUGUCAAGGCACACAGUCUUGACAUAAGUCGUCUAGUGUCCUGUAACUUAAUUGUGGUUUUUAAAUAUUUUUUGUAAGUUUACUGCACACUUAGUCAUCAUGUCCGCAAGAAAUCCUGGACUUGAUCUGGACCUUGAGUGGGUGUCCAAGGUGCGCGUCAACACCCAGGCUGUUUUGAAGCGAGCUCAGCAGGUUCAAGGGCGUAAGGUGGCUAAAAAACAGUGGCAGGCUGCAUGGCUGCUGAAGGCGGUCACGUGUAUUGACCUGACGACUCUCGCUGGAGAUGACACACCGUCCAAUGUCCACCGGUUGUGCAUGAAGGCCAUACAACCCAUCCGCCGUGAUCAUCUGAAAAGCAUAGACAUGCACGACAAAGGCAUCACCACCGCCGCUGUCUGUGUCUACCCAUCUCGUGUGGCUGAUGCCGCCAAGGCUCUGAAGGCAGCCAACUCAGACCUGCCGGUCGCCUCAGUGGCCACGGGAUUCCCCGCCGGUCAGACCCACCUGGAGACUCGGCUGGAUGAGGUGCGUCUGGCAGUGGCAGAUGGGGCGAGCGAGAUAGACAUCGUCAUCAACCGGACCCUCGCUCUCACUGGACAGUGGGAAGCUCUGUACGAUGAGAUCAGACAGUUCCGACAGGCCUGUGGAGAGGCCCACAUGAAGACCAUCCUGGCUGUGGGAGAGCUGGCCAACUUCACCAAUGUCUACAAGGCCAGUCUGGUGGCCAUGAUGGCAGGAUCUGACUUCAUCAAAACAUCAACUGGAAAAGAGUCUGUCAAUGCCACCUACCCGGUUGCCAUAGUGAUGGUUCGAGCAAUCCGUGACUACUUCCUACAAACAGGCCAUAAGGUGGGUUUCAAGCCAGCGGGGGGCAUCCGCACGGCCGCGGAGUCCGUGGUGUGGCUCACCCUGAUGAAGGAGGAGCUGGGCGACGAGUGGCUGAGCCCACAUCUCUUCCGCCUGGGUGCCAGCAGCCUGCUGGCGGACAUCGAGAGGCAGAUCUACCAUCAUGUGACUGGACGAUAUCCAGCCUAUCAGGAAUUUCCUAUGGCUUAAAUCCGUGGGGAUUGGAGAUUUGUCAAUACAGCCAAAUAACAGAGCUUCAGCUUAUUAGAAGCAAUACCUCAUGUCAUGCCACCUGUCAUGACACAUUAUGUACUUUUGAGCCACUCCUACUGUUUGCAGUGGGUUGUAGUCGCUGGCAGUAGUGCACUUCUACAUUUCAAUCUUAAUUGAAAACCUGAAUUCUAUUUUUUAGACAAGAUGGCCAGACAUCUUUUGGCUUAUUAAAAGAAAAUCCAAAUCACACAAAGCAGUACUCCUUUGGCAUCAGUCUCACAAAUGUCUGAACUUCUCUGUGCCUUCAACUUUUCCCACUUUUUUUUCCCACUUUUCUUUCCACUCCCACUUCCUUUGACUGCAGCCUUGCAUCAUUCUUGCAUCUGUGGCACCUAGCCUCCACAGAUCUCUAAAUCGGCACCUGGGUGGAGGUCAGUGACGCCCGGAGAAUAUAAUGCGACUUCCUGAGCGCAAAUUUCAUUAACUAGGAGCUGUAUGAGCCGAGUGAGUGUUUGGGGGAUUAAUUAGUGGGGGUUAAGUGAGUCUAAAUGAUCUGAUUGAGCUGCUCUCCAAUUCAGCUUCAUUUGAAGACGGAGGAACUCUCUCCUCUCUCUCCUCUCUCUUUCCUUUCCCUUCUUUAAUUAAGAUAUCAGGGGCCGUGCCCUUGACUGGAAGAACGAAUAAAUGAGUGAAUUAAUUGUAGAAUGGAAAAUGAGCUUAGAGAGGAGGUUUGCACCGAAGCAGGAGGUGAAGUUGGAACAACUGUGGCAGAGACAAACUGAGCCAGAGAAAAAAAACUAAACUAACCUUGCACGGCACAGCUGUGAUGCGCCACAAUAACAGGAAAUGUGUGUUGAAAGCGUAGCAUCCGUGGCUUUUUCCUGUAAGAAUUAUGGCGGUGAAGGAUGGGUAUGGUGGGACAGGCGAGGUGAUGUCAGAGCCGUUUGUUUUGGCAACAGGAGAGGUCCAGGUAUAUCUGCUCUUUAAAAGCUUGCAGCAGCAGCAGCAGCAGCAGCAUCUGCGUUGACUAAGCGUGAUGAGGUGGCCGGCUGCUCGGGUGCCCACCUCUCGGAGUCUGUGAUCGAUUAGCUGGACUUACAUAAAGGCAUGUAGAUCAUCUGAAAUCUGCACUGUCUGACAGCCACACAGAGCCAGAUAAGAUGGAGGAAUUGACCCGGCCAGAGAUUGAUGACUCUCCUUACCUCAGAGAGUGCCCUGCCUCUCUCUCUUUUCCCCCCUCCUUUCUCUUUUUCCAGUCUUUCGUACAUUCUCAUAAACUUGUGGAUUCGCUUAUCACCUCUCAGAAACAGGGAGGUGAUCCGAAAGAAAAGCUACCCCCCCCGUUUUCUGAGGUUUUAUUUUUUUAAAUAUUUCAUCAAGAGAAACUCAGUAAUUCUGUACAGACUGAAGGGGUUUGACAAAAAUAAAUCAAUUAAGGAGGUUGAGAGGGAGGCUGUUCAAAUGACAUGUUCACUGGGUUAUUGCAACCGACUCGAACCAGAGUCCACCUGUACACCUACUGUGGCGCGAGGAACUCCAGUUGACAUAGCAGUUGGCCAGUUAUUAGGAGUGAAUCAUGCUAGCUGCUUGUGUGGCUGGGUGCUGAUGGCCAGGGCUCUGCUAACAAACUGGCUGAAUUUGUCAGGGCUAGGAGAGCCAUUCACUCACCUGACAAAUAACCUCACACAGAUUGAUUGGUUUUCUGUUGUUUUAUUCAACAGCGUUUCUUCCCUGGAGGCCUGCUGUGAGAAAUUGCACAUUUUGGGUCCCGUUCAUCUGCAGAGACAUUGUAAUAAAGACAGAAUGCUAGUGUGAGCGACAGUGUUGGAAAUGUGGCUGCUAUCCAUUACAUACUGGGGAUUUUGGUAUCUGUCAUCCUAUUUGUGAAAUAAUUACUGUAGCUAAGGCUAUACACACUGUAUGGAUUUCAUAAAUUAACAACCAACAUGGGUUUUCAAUUCUCCUUCGUACAGACCAGCCCUAGAAACAUGACAGUCAUAAUGAUUGAUACAGAGUUGGUUCCAAACACAUUCACAGUAAGUCAGUUCCAGAGACAAGCCCCUGAGAUGCUGGAAGGCUAUUUCAGAUUGAAGGCAUGUGCUCGAUGGCAGUCUUGCAUUUUUAAAGUGCUGUUAUGACAAUUCCACAUGCGGUUACUUCUCAUUUACACAGAAAUUGUAUUUAAGAUGAUACAAAGCAUGAAGUAACAGCCGAGAAGUGACUACUCGCAAUGAAGCUAAAUAUAUUUUAAGCAUUUUGAAGGAGUCAUGUAUGUCAUAUUUUAGUUUCUGUCAAUGAAGAACCAAUCACAAUGUCAUAAAUACUUCAACCUUU